Molecule: messenger RNA, 6822 nt
Organism: Maylandia zebra (zebra mbuna)
Lineage: Eukaryota; Metazoa; Chordata; Actinopteri; Cichliformes; Cichlidae
Gene: nup214
Product: nucleoporin 214
Biological process (GO): RNA export from nucleus; protein import into nucleus
Cellular component (GO): nuclear pore
Molecular function (GO): protein binding; structural constituent of nuclear pore
Source: RefSeq, a predicted model, not a curated record
UGGUUUUUGUUUUUUCAACGGAGAAAUCGCGCGGCGUGUGUUUAGUUGUCCUGAUGUAGCUAACCUAAACUUUCUGUGGUACAUACUAGCAAGAAAUAAACGAACACAGCAGGUCUUUUGGAAGAAAAACCCUCAAAAUUUCACAAUGAGUGACGAUGCGGACUCCCCUCCUGAGAGGGAAAUGAAGGAUUUUCAGUUUCGUCAGAUGAAGAAAGUCAGAGUGUUUGACCCCACCGAAGAUUUGCCAAAAGACAGAUCCAGCCUCCUUGCCAUCUCAAAUAAAUAUGGCUUAACUUUUGUGGGGCUUGACAGAACUCUCAAGGUGUACUUAACUCGAGAUAUUCUGGCUGCUGAUAAAGGUGAUGGCAACUCCAACGAAAUAGUCAAAGGAAUACCAGCACUGACUGAAGUGACCGUGGAACUAAUUUUGCACCACGUGGCUCUCAGUUGUGAUGAGCUCACACUGUCCAUGUGUGGCAUGUCUGAGGAAGCUGGCUUGUUGCUCACAUUCUAUGAUGUCCGCACGUUCAUGAACAAGGGAAAACUACAGAAGCUACCAUUUGCAUCGCACCAGCCAGCUGUAGCACCUGACGUCUUAGUGCAGGACCUGAAGUGGAAUCCUGCGCAGGUGUCUGUGUUGGCUGUCUGCCUCUCUGAUGGCACUAUAAUGAUUUUGGAUGUUACUGACAGUGUCAAUGUGCAGGCCAGGCUGCCUUCUUCAAGUGGAAUUACCUGCAUUUGCUGGAGUCCAAAGGGAAAGCAAGUUGCAGCUGGAAAAAUGGAUGGUACAGUCACACAAUAUACACCAGGACUGGAGGAAAAGAAAGUUAUCCCAUGUCCACAGUUCUUCACCCCUGGCGAAACUGUAAAAGCUGUGGAUGUGCUGUGGCUGAAAACCUAUGUGUUUGCAGUAGCAUAUGCUGCUGGAGAUGGCUCACUUGAGACCCCCCCUGAGCUAGUGUUGAUCUCACUCCCUAAGAAGGAUGAGAAAGUGGAGCCAAAGUUUCUGAACUUUGGUGAAUUUGUUUUUGGAAGCUGUACGGAGCGUCAGCACCACUACUUCCUCAGUCACGUAGAGGACUGGGACCUUGUGUUUGCAGCAUCAGCAGCUUCCAUUGAGGUCAGCGUCAUUGCCAGACAAGACGAUAAGAUGUGGGAAGUUUGGCAACUAGAAGAUUCGAGCAGGGCUGAGCUUCGAGUGACUGAAACAAAUGAAGACACUUUGCCCCUUGGCUUAGCUAUAGAUUACACCAGCCAGCAGGAAAUCCACAUAACUGAUGAGAAGACCUUGCCCCCAGCGCCCACAAUGCUAAUGCUUUCCACUGAGGGAUUACUUUGUCCAUUUGCUCUACUCAACCUCAAUCCAGGGGUUAAGCAGCUAGUCGUGGCUCCUUCUAAUCUGGCCUUGGAAGGGGAAAGACUUCCCAAACCUGGCUCUUUAGCAACCCAACCACCCAAAAUUGCUGCCUCAAUCCCAUCUGCCCCAGCAGCAUUUCCAAGCCUUGGUCUUACUCCAGCAGCUGCUUCCAGUUCUCCAUCCCCUGCUACUUCUUCUGCCGCUGCACCGUUCAGCAUUGUUCCAAAAGCUCCUGUGUCAUCAGCAGCAUCAGGCUUCACUUUCUCCAUCCCAACUACCUGCUCCAGUUCAGGCCCUUCAGCUUUCUCCCUGGGGGGUUCUGCACCUUUUGGCUCAGGGUCAUCCGGCUUCUCUUUUGCUUCGAAACCUCCCUCUGACACUCCCUCUGCACCUUCAGCUUUUUCUUUCAACAACCUUUCUGUCAAACCAUCAGCAGCACCAGCUCUAACUCCUCAGAGUCUUGCUAAACCAUCAGCAGCACCAGCUCUAACUCCUCAGAGUCUUGCUAAACCAUCAGCAGCACCAGCUCUAACUCCUCAGAGUCUUGCUAAACCAUCAGCAGCACCAGCUCUAACUCCUCAGAGUCUUGCCACCCCUGCGUCCCAGUCUGCAGUGAAACUGAAUCUAAAUGACAGAUUUUCAACAGUGGAGACUACACAACCUCCUUUCUCCUUUAACUCCCCACUGUCCAAAACGGUUGCCACGACUUCCAGUAGUUUAACUGCCCCUCCUUCUUUGGCCAGCAAACCACCAGCUAUUUUAGCUCCAGUGCAUCCAGUUCAAACCAGUGUCUCUCCAGCAGUUGUCCAGAAACCUUCUCCUGCUGUCCAGACCCGUACCCAGGCUCCACAGCAGGCCGGUGUCAGUGUGAAGGCCCUGGAGAAACAGCUACAGCAAAGGAAAGACUCUGAUCCCAUCAUGGCUGGCAUAUUGGAGGAGAUCGCACACUUCCAGAAGGAAUUGGAUGACCUUAAGGCACGAAGUGCAAAAGCUGACUUUAAGGUUGGUGCUGAUGAGGAAAUGAAGGAGUUGAGGAAAGAGUCGGAAGACCUCCAUAUUUUCACCCUGGAAAUCAAGGAAACUACAGAGUCACUCCAUGGUGACAUUGGCACACUGAAAACUUCGCUACUGGAAGGCUUUGCUGGGGCAGAAGAAGCCAAGACCCAGAGUGAACUGAGCAAAGACAGAAAUUACAGACAGCUACUUUACAAAAAGCCUCUGGACCCACGCAGUGAGGAACAGCUCAAGGAGAUUCGAAGGCUAUACCAGUAUGUUAUGUUCACUGUGGAGGAUGUUAAUGAUGUCUUGGAUGUGGAAUGGGAGAAACACUUGGAGAAGAAGAAAAAGCAGAAACACAUGGUUGUGCCUGGACGUGAGGGUCUGUUCACUACACUGUCCAACAAUCUGUACAUCAUCAACCAGCAGAAGAACAGACUGGACCAGCUGGUUAAGGAGCUCAAUUCACUACGCCUCUACAGCAAAACAACCACUCCUGCUAGAAGUCCUGUGACAGCAACGACAGCUAGUUUGGAAAAUGACCUUGAGACUUUAAGAGAUGCUCUCCUGAAAACCAGGCUGGACCCUACCCCUUCUAAGACCAAAUCUCCAGCUGUCAAGAUAUCACCAGUUAAACAGUCCCAGCUGCGCAACUUUCUCUCAAAGGGACAGAUGCCUCCUGUCCGCUCAACUGCACCAGCCAACCUAUCUCGCUCAGCCUUCCUUUCACCUAAAUACUACGAGGACUUGGAUGACGCGAGUUCAACAUCUUCCCUGUCCCAGUCCCUGGAGCCUCACCCGCCUCACUUGGAGCAGGAAGAAGAGGAGCUGCAGACACGGCCCCCUCCCAUGUCCUCCAUACCUCCAACAUUGUCCACCCCCCGCCACCCAACCGUUGUGAGGACCCCCUCUAUUCAGCCGGGCUUCGGAGCCAUCCAGUCCACCCCUUUAUCUAAAAUUCAGUCAGGACAGGGUAUGGGCUUUGGACUCAGCCCUAUUGCCAGCCCCAUUCCAACAAAUAAGAUCAACCUCAGCGGGGCUGAGAGCACGGCUCUCGCCACAAAGACAGUCAAGCAUGGAGCUCCACCAACCGAGAGGACCGCACCCAUCACCAUCUCUGCCCAGCAGGCUGCAGCCAAUGCUGCUUUACGCAGACAGAUGGCCAGUCAGUUGGCUGUGAUCAAUACUUCACUGACAGAGUCCACCUUGAAGACUGUUCCUCAGGUGGUCAAUGUUCAGGAGUUCAAAGACAAGGGGACUCCUGUGGUGGUUCCUUCCAACAUCAGCUCCUCGGUACCAGAUCCAGGAUCUCAGGUCUUUGCAACAGUUUCUUCCAGUCAGGCCAAACGGAAUCCUGUCCAGGGUGUCCAAAAAAUGCCUGCAGAGACUACAACCAUCCCACAGAGCAGUUUUGUUUUUGGUCAGCCGUCCAAAACUGAUGCUUCUGUUGCUACUCCUAGCUCAGCUGAGCAAACCAGCAGCAAGGGUUUUUCUUUCAAUUCAGUGUCCUCAAGCUUCAGUUUUGCUUCAGUUACACCAGGAGCUGGAAUGCCACAAGUGAAAGAUGCAAGUAAAUUCUCUUUUGGUGGAAAUGGUAAGAUGGUGUUUGGCCAGGCUGGAGAAGAGUCAUUCUCCUUUACCUCAAAGUCCACCUCCCCUGGUCUUGGCACUGGGUCUCCCACUUUGGCUCCAAACGCAACAGUUGAAGGUGCUAAACCCACCUCGACCACAGCCACUCUGAGGAUAGAGCCACAGCCUCCAAAGACAGCUGGUGGCGAGACUCUGGGCAUUUUUUCUGGACUAAGGGUGGGCCAAGGAGAAGAAGCUAAAGAUUCCUCCACCAAACCUGCUGUGGCAGCAUUUACAUUUGCGGACACUGGACUUGGCAAGGGCAAGGGAGCGACACAGUUUAGUUUUGGAACAGGUCUUCCAAAAUCUGGAGAAGAUUCUUCAGCACCAGACUUGUCCGAAGGGACCCCGUCAGGCAGUCUGUUUAAGCCUCCUGAAUCAAACGCCAAGCCAGCCUUCUCCGUUCCACAGUCUAGCUCAGCCAGCUCAGCUUUCGCCUCAUCUUUCAGUAGUCUUCUUGCAGCUGCACCAGAGACGCAAGAAGAACCAAAAGCUGUUCCUCAGUCUUCAGUACCUGCUUCGCCCCCUAUAAAAGAACCUCCCACCAGUGAACCUGAAGUAGAGAGCACCAGUCGUCCUGUGAUACCUGAACCUGCAGCACCUGCAACCACCCAGACCCCUGCAGUGUCAACACCUGCUCCUGCUUUGGCCGCACCUGCCCCUACCCCAGACCCUCCCUCGACUUUCACUGCACCAAAAGAAGUAAACCCUCCGGCACCAUCCAGUGCCCUGUCCACAACAGAAACCACCCCAGAGCCAUCUACCACUGCUACUGUACCCUCUUCAACUGCUGCCACCGCAGCACCUGUAUCUCAGGCAGCUCCACCAGCAUUCCAGAUCCCCACGUCUGACAAGCCAGGCUCCAUUUUUACUCAGCCCGCUCCUGCAACUACAGACAGUAGUUCUGUUGGAGUCACACCAGUUAUCAACACAGCUGCCCCAGCUGCAGCUACUCAAACCUCUACCGUUGUUAGUAGUGCAACAGUGACUGCUGUGAAUAACGUGUUUGGACAACCUGCUGCACCUCCAGCUUCCUCUGCACCAGCAUCAACAGGAUUCAGCUCAGCUGGGUUUGGUACAUCAGCUGGUUUUGGCAAAUCUGUGUUUGGCCAGGUUAGUGGCUUCGGCCAGCCUGCAAGCAACACUGGAACAUCGAGUGGAUUUACUUUUGGACAGUCUGCAUUUGGAGCGACUUCUAGUAGUGCAACUACUGGCGGAAGUCUUUUCGGUGCUUCUACUGCUACCAAUGCAAGUUCUUUCUCCUUCGGGACGAGCGGUGCUAACACAGUAAGCAGCACUGGCACUGGGCUGUUUGCACAAAGCACAAACCAGGCUUUUGGCCAAAGCUCUGGAUUUGGACAGGGAUCUGUGUUUGGGAGUAACACCACCACAUCCUCAUCUUCAGGAUUCAGCUUUGGACAACCGUCAGGUUUUGGCUGCUCUUCUGCCAACCCGGUGUUCGGCCAGCAGUCUAGCAGUGGAUUUGGACAGCAGCAGCCGUCAUCUGGGAGUCUCUUUGGUUCCAGUUCAGCCAAUACAGCAGUCUCAUCUGGUGGUGGAGGAUUUUUCAGCGGCCUAGGAGGCAAACCAAGCGAGGACGCUGCCAACAAGAAUCCAUUUGGCACCACCUCCUCCACUGGAGUGUUUGGACAGUCUGGUCAGACAGGUACCAACAGUCUCUUCGGUAAUAGUGGUGCCAAGACCUUCAGCUUUGGACAGUCCUCCUUUGGGGAGCAGAAACCUACAGGGACCUUCAGCACUGGUGCUGGAAGUGUAGCAUCCCAGGGCUUUGGCUCAUUCUCUACACCAUCAAAACCAGGUGGCUUUGGCAGUGCUCCGGUGUUUGGGAGUCCUCCUUCUUUUGGGGGUUCCCCAGCAUUUGGUGCUGGAGCAUCUUUUGGCUCAAGCCCUUCAUUCAGCAGUCCUAUUGGAUCAUCGGCUGGCAAAGUGUUCGGAGAGGGCACCGCGGCUGCCAACAUGGGAGGAUUUGGUAUCACAACCUCAGCACCUGCUCCGGUUUUCAGGUUUGCCCCACCUCCUAGCACUCCGUCCUUUGGUGCGCUAGCCGGUCAGAGCGCUCCAUCAUUCGGGAGCCUGGCCCAGCAGGGACCUGGGUUUGGAAGUCAGCCCAGCAGCUUUUCAGGUUUUGGACAACAGCCACAGCCAGGAGGAUUCUCUGGAAACACCUUUGGGUCUGCAAACCAAUCAAAUUCUCAAACAUUUUCCAGUUGGAGAAGCUAGUUUUUGUCUUUUAAACCACCUUGAGCUACUGUAGAUGCCACUGCGACAUUUCUUCUUCUUCACUUAAAGCUCUCUGGGCCAUACAUUGGGAGAAGCGCAAGGCUGCAUUGUGUUUGGGUUGGCUGCUCAUAGAGCAGACACAUGUUAUAACUUUUUGUGAUCUUAAUAUUUUCUUGGACACAGUUGAAUCAAGUUUUGACAUGUUUACAAGUAAAGAGUGUAUGGUUGUCUUCAUUGUCACAAUAUACACACAUCAAGGGUUGUUGCCUUACAAGUACAAUUUUUGCACUUUGAAAACAUGACUUAAAAAAAACCCUGAGCUUUACUUUCACUCUUUAACUUUGUAAAGCUGUUAAAACAACAUCCAGUCUACUUUUACGUUGCUGCCAAUGCAGACUUUGACAGAUUAGGUAUGUGUGAAAAAUGCAAAACUUGGAGGUGUGUAUUUAAUAGCAAAAACUGAUUUUAAAUUUUGACUUGUUGAAAUAAGACGUUUAAAAAAAAUUGUUUUUUGUUUUGUUUUCCCCCCCACUAAAUCCAUCCCUCGGAUGUGUAUUUUUACAUGGAAAACUAAGAAUAAACCAAAUAUUUCAAGUUUU